AUGAAUUUCAGAGGAAAGAAAAGUUCUGCUAUCUGUGACUAUUGUAGACAACGUCGACAUAUCAGGGAAACCUGUUGGAUCCUCCAUCCACAUUUGAAACCAAGAAAUGAAAAGAAUGCUAAGUCUGCACAUGGUUCUGCUGCCAAAAAUGUGAGCUCCACCAAUGACUAUGGAAAUGGUGUUUUCUCAAAGAAUGCACCAGGUUCUAAUUUGAGUCAAGUCACCUCUAAGGAGACUUAUGCAAAUCAUGCUUCUUUAAAUUCUCCUACCCUGUUUGGUGAGCUUACUAAAUUGCUUCAACAGUUUGUUGAUAAACCAUUUGAGCUUAUUCACUCUGACUUAUGGGGUGCUCCUAUAGAAUCACAUGAUGGUUAUAAGUAUUUUGUCACAUUUGUUGAUGAUCUUUCCAGAGCCAUAUGGUUAUACUUGUUAAAAUCAAAAAAGGAAGUUGUUUCGUGCUUUAAAGAUUUUCAUAAACUGAUUGUGAAUCAAUUCAAUUCUCAAAUUAAGGUGUUGCGAUCUGACAAUGGUACAGAGUUUAUGACAAGUUCUAUGUCAGAAUUCUUGACUGGUGAAGGCAUCAUUCAUGAGACGAGUUGUGUUGGUACUCCUCAACAAAAUGGAGUAGCCGAGAGGAAAAAUCGGGAUCUUCUUGAGAAAACCAGAUCUCUCAUGUUUCAAAUGAAUGUUCCCAAAAAGUUAUGGUCACAAGUAGUUCUUACUGCUGCAUACUUGAUAAAUAGACUUCCCAGCCGUAUUCUUGGCUCCAAGUCGCCACUUGAAAUUCUCAAGAAUCGAAAAAUUGAUCUUUCUCAUCUACGAGUGUUUGGGUGCUUAUGUUUUGUUCAUGUUCAAGCUACUCAACGAGAUAAAUUUGAUCCUCGAGCUACAAGAAGUGCUUUCCUUGGAUAUUCUUCAACACAAAAAGGGUAUAAAUGUUAUGAUCCUAAAGCAAGGAAAAUGGUUAUUUCUCGUGAUGUUCAAUUUGUUGAAACAGAAGCUUUCUUUAAGGAGAAAUUAGGGGCUGACUCUCAGAGGAAGAAUCCAUUUGAUCAAGUUCCUUUACUAAUUGUUGACACAACUGAAGGAUGUUAUCCAUCAAAUACGGAUGGAGAUGGUGCUGAUUCGAGAAAUUCUCUCUCACAUAAUUUGGCUGGAGACAAUGAUAUUUCACCUCAAAAUGAGGAAUCUGUUUUUAAUGCAAUGGAAGAAGAGAUUCAAGCUCUUGAUGAAAACAACACUUGGACUAUAGUCAAGCUGCCAGAAGGAAAAAAGCCCGUUGGUUGUAAAUGGGUUUACAAAAUUAAGUUCAGAAGUGAUGGAUCAAUUGAGAGACAUAAGGCGAGGCUAGUUGCUAAAGGAUUUACUCAAACUUAUGGGGUAGACUACAAAGAGACUUUCGCACCGGUUGCAAAGAUGAACACGAUAAGAGUUCUUUUGUCUAUUGCUGUGAACUACGAUUGGCCCCUAUAUCAAAUGGAUGUCAAAAAUGCUUUUUUGCAUGGGGACUUAAAAGAAGAAGUCUACAUGAACAUUCCUCCAGGACAUCCUCAAGAAAAUCAAGAAGGAUUUGAUGGAUCCUUUGGAAAGCUUGUUGUCCUAAUAUAUGUUGAUGAUUUAAUAAUCACAGGGAGCAAUAAUGCUGAAAUCUCUAAACUAAAGUUCUUUCUCUCUAAAAAUUUUGCCAUCAAGGAAUUAGGAGCAUUGAAAUACUUCCUUGGAAUCGAAAUUGCUUUAUCAAAAAAGGGUAUGUUUCUUAACCAAAGAAAGUAUGUGUUGGAUCUUCUUCAAGAAACAGGGAUGCUAGGUGCCAAACCUACUGAAAAUCCAGUUAACAGCAAGGAGAAACUUAGUUUGGAUGGGGAAUUGUUAUAA
This is a messenger RNA of Prunus armeniaca (apricot), 1875 nucleotides long. The record is from the annotation of a GenBank genome assembly. Lineage: Eukaryota; Viridiplantae; Streptophyta; Magnoliopsida; Rosales; Rosaceae.